This is a messenger RNA of Phymastichus coffea, 2119 nucleotides long. Its product is annotated as odorant receptor 13a-like. The transcript is spliced from 6 exons. NCBI's taxonomy places the organism in Eukaryota, Metazoa, Arthropoda, Insecta, Hymenoptera, Eulophidae. Bases 8 to 1267 code for a protein of 419 amino acids. Gene Ontology annotation, biological process: sensory perception of smell; detection of chemical stimulus involved in sensory perception of smell. Gene Ontology annotation, cellular component: plasma membrane. Gene Ontology annotation, molecular function: odorant binding; olfactory receptor activity. The record is from RefSeq and is a predicted model, not a curated record.
UACGAGGAUGGGCAGCGGCGGCAUUGAGUACGAGAGGCUGGUCUUACCGCUGAAGCUCGCUUGCCAGGCGUUCAGUUGCUGGCCUUACACGAUACAUCCGCUGUACCAGGCAUUCGUGCUGGUGGGCUUGCUGACGUGGGUGAGCUCCUGCACAGCCGAGCUGCCGAUGCUGCUGGCUGGCGACGACGUGAACAGGACGAUCGAGGCCAGCUUGAUCACCCUUGCCUCCUACAUGACCGUGGUGCGUUUCCUGCUGUUCAGUCUGCGCCGCGAGGAGAUGCUCUACGUGCUCGAGGUCAUGCGCUGCGACUGGACGAGCGUCCAGGAUAACGCCGAGGACGCGCGGCUUCUUAUCAGCAAAACCCUCGGCACCUUCAGGCUCUCGAAGCUCUUCAUGCUCAACACGUUUAUCGCUGGGCUGGCCUUUGCCGUCUUGCCCGCGCUCGAGCUCGAAAAUUGCUCGGGGGAAGUGGCGGAAGCUCGGCUCGGGACAGACGCGCGUGCCGAGCAGCCGUUACAAGCGUGCGUUAAGCGUGCGGCGCAGCAAGCGUUUCUAGCCGGAGGCGACGGCCGCGCGGGCGUGCUCCCCUUCGGCGGCCGCUACUUCUUCAACCACACGAGGUCCGGCUCGGUCUACGCGGCCACCUACGCGGGCAACGCGCUCGUGGGCGGCAUCGGCUGCAGCACGAUCGCCGGCGCGACCUGCUUCAGCCUGAUCACCACCAUCCACGCCUCGGCCAAGUUCGCGCUCGUCCGCCGCCACUUCGAGUCCAUCAGCCACGCCGAGUGGAUGGGCCGCUCGACGGGCAAGUUCAGGCUCUGCGUGCGGGAGCAUCAGCAGUGCAUCAAGUUUGCAGAGACGGUCGAACGGAUAAUCAACCUGCUGGCGCUCGCGCAGUUCGUCGUCAGCACGGGUCUCCUGUGCUUCGCCGGAUUCCAGAUGACCAUGAUGCUGAAGGACAGGGCUCGCCUCACCAAAUACGGCUCCUUUCUCAACGCCGCCGUCUGCGAGCUGUUCAUUUUCAGUUACAGCGGUCAGCGCUUGAAAUCCGAGAGCCAGGCUGUCGCGGACUUUGCGCAGUUGACCAAUUGGGUGGGAGCCUAUCGAAAGUCCGUCGACAUUCAAAUAGUCAUAAUGCGCGCCAGCAAGGCCUGCACCAUUACGGCAGCCAAGUUCUACGACAUGACUCUCGAGGCAUUUUUAAAGGUUCUCAGCUCCUCCUUUUCCUACUUCUCGGUGCUCGUCGCCAAGCAGGACGACUCAUAGUCGACCAAGCGAAUUACCUAUCGCUUUCUGCACUGUUCUCGUCCUCACGUGUACAUGAAUAGUGUAAAUAACGGCUACAAAAGCCACUUGAUCACGCCCUCCUUAAGAAUUUAAUAAGAAAAAAGAAAAAAUUGCAUUCACCGCAGUACAUUUGGAUAGUUUACACUAUGCCAAUUAAAAUAAUUACAAAGCAACAUUGUCAUUCCGUACCGAAUUCUAAGGAAAGCAUUGCCGUUCGUACAAAAUUAGCAUAAAGCUUUUUCUUCUCGUGUAUAGCCGUUGGGAAGUUAUGCAAAGCAACCGCGCUCACGAAAACAAUGCUACAGGGACGUUUCUUUGUAGAUUGUCGGCCACGCUCGAAAAACGCAUUAACGCGAUAUAUGCGCGCAGUAUUUUUCGUUCAAAUAUAUCUUUUAGAUAAGUGCUUUUAUUUUCGUCGUAUCGAAACGUUCUCGCGGUCUCGUUCGCACGAGACUCAACCAAAUUAUAACAGCACAUUUCGUUAUUGGUGCAAGAAUUAAAUGUGAACCUCGCAUGGUCUCUUCACCCUUGGUACGCUCGAGGGCAAACGUCCACCCGAGGUCCAAAUUACUUUCUCGCGCUAGUAUCGAAUACGUACCAUACACAGACAACACCGCCGCUAAAUAGAAAAACACUUGGUGAAUGCACACCGCAGAUCCAUCGUCAUAGCAUAGCGUAUAUAUAUUUUUAUAAAUUCUUCUGUCGCUCGAUUUUCUACACAAAGGCUAAAAUAGACGCACACACGCGUAAUGGAAAGCAGCUGGGACGCACGCAAAAGAGAAAGACGGAGAGGAGAGCUGUAAAAAGCGGUAGGCUCGUGCACAAAGAAAA